Seminavis robusta is the source of this 1299-nucleotide messenger RNA. NCBI's taxonomy places the organism in Eukaryota, Bacillariophyta, Bacillariophyceae, Naviculales, Naviculaceae. The record is from the annotation of a GenBank genome assembly.
AUGGCACCUCGUGAGCGCAACGUAGUAUAUGAUGAGCAGCAAAAGGUGGAGCAGCCUAUGGGUAGCAAGACUGUCCUUUGCAAGGAAGACGAAUGGAUUGACAAAUUGGACUUGAAAGCAUUCCGAGAGGAUAUCAAGGAACUAGGAAAGAGAUUGUCGGACGAACAAGGACCUGAUGAUGUAGCCCACUUGCACAAGAUGAUCAUGUGGUCCAACAUGUUCACUCUGACUGGUCUGUUGGGAAUGGGACUUCCUGUUUACUUUGUCUUGCCCGCGAUCUGCCUGUCCAUCGGUACUACUACUCGAUGGACAAUGAUUGCCCACCACACUUGCCAUGGAGGCUACGACAACUGCGAGCCAACAGGAAGAUUCAACCGCUUCAAGUUUGCUGUUGGUAGUCUCUGGCGUCGAGUCCUUGACUGGAUGGACUGGAUGCUUCCCGAGGCAUGGAAUGUGGAACAUAAUAAUAUGCAUCACUACAAGUUGGGUGAAGCUGGCGAUCCUGAUCUUGUGGAACGCAACCUUGGGUAUUUGCGAGACCUCAAUGCUCCCAUGGUUGUCAAGUACAUGGCUGUCUAUGUGAUCAUGGUUAUCUGGAAGUGGUGGUACUAUGCCCCCAACACCUACAAGGAGCUUCGAGUUAAGGAGGUCCGCAAGGUUAACCCAGAGCUCUUGGAGAAAAGUGAGGGAUUUAAUCCCAACGAGCCCAUGACCAUCACCUCCAUGGUCUUUGACAACUCCAGCUUGCCCUCCUGGAUCUCAUUCAGUGACUACUUGGCUCGUGUGUUCUUCCCCUACGUGAUCUACCGUUUCUUUUUGCUGCCUUCCCCUCUCUUGGUGGCUGGCAUGUAUCUGAACCCCGAGUCCCCCAACACUUGGUUCUACAACGGAGUUGCCAACAUGGUGUUGGCGGACCUCUUUGCCAACCUUCACUCCUUUUACAUCAUUGCCACCAACCAUGCUGGCGAUGAUCUGUACAAGUUCUCUGUUGGAUGCAGACCCCGAAGUGGAACGUUCUACCUGCGUCAGGUGGUCUCCUCGGUCAACUUUGCCGCCGGAACUGAUCUUGUCGAUUUCUUCCACGGAUGGUUGAACUACCAGAUUGAGCACCACUUGUGGCCCGAUCUUUCCAUGCUUUCUUACCAAAAGGCCAUGCCUCAAGUCAAGGAAAUCUGCAGACGUCACGGCGUUCCUUACAUUCAAGAGAGUGUGUUCAACCGUGUCACCAAGACAGUUAACAUCAUGGUUGGAAAGGACAACAUGCGUGUUUACCCCGCCGACAGGGAACAGGAUAUCUAA